Molecule: messenger RNA, 1205 nt
Organism: Protomyces lactucae-debilis
Lineage: Eukaryota; Fungi; Ascomycota; Taphrinomycetes; Taphrinales; Protomycetaceae
Exons: 1
Coding region: 167-1138 (323 amino acids)
Source: RefSeq, a predicted model, not a curated record
CAGAUGACAAAUACUUUAAUGCGGUCGCGUGCAGUUACCCCGGUCCGCGGCGUCAAGCCCAAAACUACGAGACUAUAAGAGCGACCUGCAUCCGCAUCCCUAGCAGACAAGCACAAGGCUCAGACAUCAGGACAACCGACAAACAUCCCAACCACACACAACUGAUAUGCCCGGAAUACUCUUCCCUCUCGUAUAUGGCACCAAGUACUCCGUCGAAUCUAUACCUGAUCUCUCUGGCAAGGUCAUCAUUGUGACUGGAGGAAACAAUGGCAUUGGAUUUGCCACGUCCAUUCAUCUGGUUCGAGCAGGCGCAAAAGUAUACAUGGGCUCUCGAAACGCCAACAAAGCGGCAGAAGCAAUCAAGAAGAUCAAGGCGAUGAACUUCAAGGGUGAAAUCAUCUUUCUGAAGCUGGAUUUGAUGGACUUCGAGUCUACGCGUGCAGCUGCAAAAGAGUUCAGCAGUAAGGAGGACCAUCUGGACGUGCUCUUCAACAAUGCCGGCAUCAGUGGUGCAAAGGAAGACACAGUGGAUGCCGAUGGGCUUGAAUCGACCAUCAAAACGAAUCAUUUUGCGCCUUUCCUGUUUACUCAUCUACUACUCGACAAAUUGCUCAAAGCUGACGAGCCAAGAAUUGUAAACACAGCCUCAACUCUCUAUGAGUCUUUCAAGGUCAGCAGCGACUCUUUCUCUUCCGUGUCAGUAUUGAACCAACAGGGCACGAGCAGCCUGAGCCGUUACAACCAGAGCAAGUUUGCCAAUUUGCUAUUCGCCAUGUCUUUGGCUAAGAAGCAGCCCAAAAUUAUCUCAAAUGCAUGUCAUCCAGGGUUGGUUUCGACUGAUAUGCUGCAGAACUUUGGGUCACCGUUUGGUGCCCUCGUUUCGGCAUUCGUCAAAGGCCUCGUCAUCUUCCUGUCGAGCGUAUUGGGCGUCGUGCUCAACCCGCCUGAGGGUGCACUGACUCAAGUCUACCUGGGAACUGCUCCCGAAGUUGCCAAGAAGCACAUCUCCGGGGAGUAUUAUACCCCCAUUGCGAAUCAGACCAAGAAGACAAAGGAUGCCACUGAAGCCAAUGCAGAGAAGCUGUGGAAGGCGACAGAGGGCUACUUCAAGGCUCGCAACAUUUCUCUUUCGCUGUAAAUAGAUCGUGAUAGUAAUUGUAGUCUGUAAUUCAAGACAAAGGUCUCAGCUCUUGAUGUUGUUACGG